AUGAGUUCUGGGUAUGUGCUGCGUACAGGCAACUCUGACUACAGUCGUCCUACCUCGAAUACGGCUGGGCCAUCGAUUGGGUUUGCUGGCAGCCCUGCAGGGUUCGCCGCUACCGUGUCGAAUGCGAAAAACAUUGAUCUGACCGACUUUCCCGCUCUUGGAUCACAGGUGCAACCACACUCUGGCACGGGCGUAGGAGUUGGCGGCACUAACCUCUUUUCUUCUUCGUACGCGAACCAGGCAGGGACGGGGAUGGGGAGUGCUCCUAUGGGGUCUGGUAUGAUGAACAUGCUUUCGCACAAUGCGUCAUUUACACACGACGAAUUUCCCGCCUUGAACCAUGGGCAUGCAGGCACAGAAGGAAGGGUUGGUGCAGUACCACAGAAUGUGCACCCAAUGGUGGGCAAGGACGCUACAUUGCACGAGGAGGACCUUGUGGGCCAGGAUCUGCCGCGGCAUUCCCAGUUUGCGAAUAGCGAAGUGGCCAACAUGCCGAUCCAUCAGGUGCUUGCGUCGCCCGCCGACCGGUUUGGCCUGGUCGGGCUGGUGAGCUUGAUCAAAACGCAAGAUUCGGAUAUGUCUAUGAUGACGAUGGGAAGCAACUUGCAAUCCCUUGGCAUGAAUUUGGACACCGCGAGUGCCCUCUCAUCCACGUUUGUUACCCCAUGGUCCCAGGAUCAGUCAUUGGCGUCGCUCCAAGUGGAGCCCGCGUACCAUCUUCCGAGCUGCUACAAUGUGCAGCCACCGCCACCUGCGCAGACUAAGAUCGCGAGCUUCAGCGAUGAGACCCUCUUAUUCAUCUUUUACUCUACGCCGCGCGAUGUGCUACAAGAAGUCGCGGCUCAGGAGCUUUAUGCACGAAACUGGAGGUACCACAAGGCGCUGCAUCUUUGGCUUACCAAGGAGCAAAAUACGGAACCGCUGCAAAAGACACCGACGUACGAGCGCGGUACGUACAUCUUCUUCGAUCCAGGCACUUGGGAAAAGGUAUCCAAGAACUUUGUGCUCAUGUACGAAAUGCUGGAGGAAAAGCCACCCACACAAGGCGUAUUGCCCGUGCAUCCUGGCGCCAGUCAUCCACCCACGCCGUCGCAGCAUUCUGUCGCACAAGCCAAGAGCCACUCGACAGCAAUCGCGACGCAACCUUCGCGUGGGGCCGCACAGCCCAGUGCAGACGCGCAUUCGCCACAAACAUCGUUUGCGUAG
Molecule: messenger RNA, 1206 nt
Organism: Malassezia vespertilionis
Lineage: Eukaryota; Fungi; Basidiomycota; Malasseziomycetes; Malasseziales; Malasseziaceae
Gene: CDC36
Product: transcriptional regulator
Exons: 2
Coding region: 1-1206 (401 amino acids)
Biological process (GO): nuclear-transcribed mRNA poly(A) tail shortening; regulation of DNA-templated transcription
Cellular component (GO): CCR4-NOT core complex; P-body
Source: RefSeq, a predicted model, not a curated record